AUGAGCCUCAUCUACCCUGCAGGUGGCGCUGUUGCCGCAUUGGGGGUUGUUGGCCUUUAUAUGCUCUUCAAUGGCGAGGGCGAACAAUUCAACGUCGGGCAAUUCCUCGAGACAGUGUCUCCAUACGUAUGGGCAGAUCUCGGUAUCGGUCUUUGUAUAGGUCUAUCGGUCGUGGGUGCCGCAUGGGGCAUCUUCAUCACCGGCACAUCUAUCCUCGGCGGCGGCGUAAAAGCUCCACGGAUACGAACGAAGAAUCUCAUCUCGAUCAUCUUUUGCGAAGUCGUGGCGAUCUACGGCGUCAUCAUGUCCAUCGUCUUUUCCUCCAAAAUCAAUAUGGUACCUGAAGAAUCACUAUACACGGGACCGAAUUACUAUACAGGCUACGCCUUGUUCUGGGCGGGAGUGACGGUGGGGAUGUGUAACUUGAUCUGUGGCGUGAGCGUUGGGAUCAACGGGAGCAGUGCAGCUCUUGCUGACGCGGCGGAUGCGACUAUGUUCGUCAAGGUGUUGGUGAUUGAGAUCUUUUCGAGUGUGUUGGGGUUGUUUGGGUUGAUUAUUGGGUUGUUGGUGAGUUCAAAGGCCGCCGAGUUCGAGUGA
Messenger RNA from Cladophialophora immunda, 597 nucleotides. Its product is annotated as V-type ATPase, C subunit. The transcript has 4 exons. Bases 1 to 597 code for a protein of 198 amino acids. Gene Ontology annotation, molecular function: proton-transporting ATPase activity, rotational mechanism. Gene Ontology annotation, biological process: proton transmembrane transport. The record is from RefSeq and is a predicted model, not a curated record. Gene Ontology annotation, cellular component: proton-transporting V-type ATPase, V0 domain. Lineage: Eukaryota; Fungi; Ascomycota; Eurotiomycetes; Chaetothyriales; Herpotrichiellaceae.